This is a messenger RNA of Cloeon dipterum, 2805 nucleotides long. RefSeq names its product plectin-like. The transcript has 2 exons. The record is from RefSeq and is a predicted model, not a curated record. The coding region runs from base 85 to 2796 and encodes 903 amino acids. NCBI's taxonomy places the organism in Eukaryota, Metazoa, Arthropoda, Insecta, Ephemeroptera, Baetidae.
AAUAAUCACUAUUGUUGUUCAAAAUUUCCAUUCGGAGCUGCAAAAUCUCAAAAUUGUGAGAGAGUGACAUUUCGCUGAGAGAACAUGCAGGGAAAAUCUGACUACGACGAAAACAGCAGGAGAUUCGUCAAGUGUAUGGAGGAGAGCCGCAAACAGAAGGUUGAGCUAAUGGAGUCCCUGCGCGGAAAGAACUACGAAAAUGAGCGGCUGCUGGGCGAGAAUGAAAAACUGGCUGAGGAAAAUUUGCGUUUGAAGGAGUCGCACUCCAAAUUCAGGUUGCAAAGUCAGCAGGAGCUGGCCGAAAUCGAAAAGCAGAUUUUCAAUCUCGAGAUGAUCGCCACCGAAGGGAAGAAGUUCCAAACAAAACUCGCGCUCACCGAGGACAAACUGGCCAAGCAGAGGGACUAUUUCGAGAAGCACCUGGAUCAGCGUAACCAAGAAAUUGCGAAUCUCGAGUUCAGCGUGAGCCAGCUGCAGAACAAAUUGCAGCAGCAUAUCCAAUCAGGCAAAACUACGUACGAAAAAAGACCCGAUUUGAAAGAGGCGCAGCUGAAGAGAAUUCAAGAAGCCAACAAGCAGCUGUGUAAAGAAAAAUCAGAUCUGCACGAAAGGUACCAAGCGUUGGCCUUGAAGAACGCGGAGCAGGACAAAAAAAUCGUCGAAUACUGCGAGAAGCUGCAGAAACUGGAGAGCGAGCUGAAGAUGAACAAGGAAGCCAGUCUGAUGAACCCGUCCAUCCAGUCGCAGCUCUACGAGAGGCAAAAGCGAGAGGCCAAGCUGCUGAACCGCGUUCAGGAGUUGAUGAAGGGUUCGGACGAAAAGGCCAACAAGACGAGCGAACUGCAGCAGCUGAGAAUGAGCGUCGUCAGUUUGCAAGAGCGUCUCAAGAAAACGGAGGAGCUGAACAAGGCGUUGGCGCUGACCUUCCAAGAGGCGAAGGACGUGGCCAAGGAAAGCAUCAGCAAACUGGAGAGCGAGAAAUCGCUGCUGGAAGCAGAGGUGAGGAAAACAACCGAAUUGUUCGCCGCCGAGAAAGAAGCCAGGGAGAAUUACGCUUCAGCGGCCUCAGCGAGCAAGAGUCGGUUGGAGAAAUUGCAGACCGAGUGCGGAAUACAGCGCGCGUCGAUCUUGGAGUUCAAAAGGGUUUCGGAGCAGAUGCAGGAACUGGCCGCCACGUCUAAAGCCGAGCUCGAAAAGCAGUCAGAGCUGGGCGAGCGUCUGAGGAAGGAGGCGGACACUUUGAAAAGCGAGCUCGAAUCCUGCAAAUCCGAGUGUGACGUCGUGAAGAAGGAAAGAGAGACGCUUCAGUCCGAGCUGAAAAAGGCAAAGAAUUCGGAAGCGGCGAGCGAGGCGAAAUUUGCUUCGCUGAAAGAGGCGGUGCAAAAAAAGACCUCAGCCAUCAAAAUUCAGUUUGAAGCUGCUUCGAAGGAAUUGCGCAAGUCGAAAAGCGCCGUCAGCGACUUGCAGAAAAGUCUGGACGAAACCAAGGGGUGGCUGGAAGAUACGCAACAGGAAUUGGCCGCCAAAGCUGGAGAAAACGAACAGCUGCGAUCAAAAGCUCGGGAGCACGAGCACGAGGCUAAGACUUUGACCUCUGAAAUCGAGAGGCUGAGGUUGAAAGAGGAAGAAUUAAAUGAAAAGAUCGAGACUCUCAGCACAAAUCUGCAAAAGAAGGCGGCCGAACUGGCAGAGAAAGACCGCGAAAUCGAGAAAAUCAAAGCGAAGACAGCCAGUGACGCUGACGAAGUUCUCAAAAAGGAAAAAGCCUCUCUAGAAACGGUAAUUGCGAGUUUAACCGAGAAAAAUCAACAGCUAGACGGCAAACGCGCGCAGUUGGAGGAGGAAGUGGGCAAGCUGAGGAAAAGCGAGGAAACUGUUCGGGCCAGUCUGAGCGGCCUGCAGAGCGAAAACGCCGCCCUUUCUGACUCUUGCCGGAAAAUAGCGAAGGUUUUGAACGCCAACUACCCGGGGCCAGACGUCCAAGGUGGCGACGCUGAAAAUCAUGAGUCGCCGGACGUCAUUCUGGAAAGCAUGCUCGCCGCUUACGAGUCGAAAUUGGAAGAAAAGGAUAGAAAAUUGGCUUCCCUCGCCGAGCAGCUCGAUCUGCUGAACCAGAAGAUCUACGCUUUCGGAAAAGAAGCAGGAAAAGGAGAGUCGCUUCAGGGCGAGAACGCAAAUCUGCAGCAGAAACUGAAAAUUUUAAUGGCAGACAAAAGGAGGCUGGAAACCCAGGUGGACGAGCUGACCGCGGAAAAAGAGAAAAUGAUCGAGCUGCUGUCGAUGAGCGAGUGCAAAAUCUUGGAGCUGGAGAGCGACAGGGAGCAAAGCCAGGACCACGAAGCCGUCAAGGAAAAGUUUCUCAAGGCUAAGAAGGUCAUUAAGAAGCAGAUCAACAAGAUCCAAGUGCUGGAGCAGGAGUCGAGAGAGCUCAAGUCCGUCCUGCUGACCGUCAAGAUUAAGGAGUGCGACCUUGACGACCUGAAGAAGCAGGUGGAUAGGCAGAGGAACGAGAUUAGCACGCUCAAGCUGAAGGAGCAGCAGAGAAUCGGCAAGAUGAAGCAGGCCGCGAAAAAUGCGCUGCUUGCCAACCUGUCCGCCGGGCAGACGGACCUCCACUACGAGGGCUGCAUGGAGCUGCUGAAAGGUCUGGCGGCCAAAUACGACAGCGAACCGAGGCACGCCGACAAGUUCAGCUUUUGUAAAACCCUGAUGCACAGGCUAAUCGCAGAAAGGAACCCCAAAGAGAUCGGCCAGGAAAUUGAUAGAUUCUUGAAACAGAACGCAACUUCAAAAUAAAAUCCUCCU